AUGGCUGCUACAUCACAAACCUCUCACCCACAUCCUGAUGAGAUCUCCCACAUGAGACGGCAAUCCUACACCGCACCUGUGGGCUCACCAGCACUCUCACCGUCCUCUACAAACUCAGGCGGUUCUUCUGGCACAGACGGUGGACGGGAAGGCUACUUCCACGCGCCUGUCCCUCAGCGACCACAUAUGGUUCAGCGUCUAAGGAGCUUCACGCAGCUACAUCGAUCAAGAUCCCAGGAACGACAGGAUUCGCGAGAUUCGAGAGAAUCGCACGAAUCGCACGAGCAUGCACAUGACGAUGAGCAUCACCGUCGGAGAUCAUCGCGUCGGUCCCGCUCACGAAGUCGAUCCCCAGUGACAGAGUCUUCGCUACGAGCUCGCGAUAGGAGGUAUCCUGAGGAAGAAGGAUAUGCCCAUGAUGAGCAUGCCCAUGUACUGCCGCAUAUCUCUGCCGCAAACUUUAAUGUUCGCUCGCAUAAUAGGAAGCGUCCAAAGAUGGCCGAGCGCCCAAGGAGCCAAGGCACCUAUACGGAUUGCGGGAGACAUGCGAACGAUUGGCUCUUUGGAGGCUUCAGCGUGACUGGCACGGUCAGACAUUGGUUGAAGGACGAGGGGAAGCAUUGA
Messenger RNA from Xylona heveae TC161, 624 nucleotides. RefSeq lists its product as hypothetical. The coding region runs from base 1 to 624 and encodes 207 amino acids. Lineage: Eukaryota; Fungi; Ascomycota; Xylonomycetes; Xylonales; Xylonaceae. The record is from RefSeq and is a predicted model, not a curated record. The transcript has a single exon.